Messenger RNA from Colletotrichum lupini, 441 nucleotides. Its product is annotated as ribosomal L39 protein. Gene Ontology annotation, biological process: translation. The coding region runs from base 1 to 441 and encodes 146 amino acids. Gene Ontology annotation, molecular function: structural constituent of ribosome. NCBI's taxonomy places the organism in Eukaryota, Fungi, Ascomycota, Sordariomycetes, Glomerellales, Glomerellaceae. The transcript is spliced from 3 exons. The record is from RefSeq and is a predicted model, not a curated record. Gene Ontology annotation, cellular component: cytosolic large ribosomal subunit; ribosome.
AUGCGUCACCUGUGGACGGAGUUCACGAUGGAGGAAUCCCCCGCGAUACAGAGCCACAAGUCUUUCCGCACGAAGCAGAAGCUCGCCAAGGCGCAGAAGCAGAACCGCCCCAUUCCCCAAUGGAUUCGCCUUCGCACCGGUAACACUAUUCGGUACGAUACACCCUCCCUCUGUUUCUCCCAGGAAGCCUCUCCUCUUUUUUGUCUCGAUCUCGAAACGGAUCAAAACGCGAAGGGACUACAACGCGAAGCGUCGUCACUGGCGCAAGACCCGCCUCGGCAUCUAAACGCCUCGCCUCCUUCUCUCUUCAAGAAAAUCCCUUACCCUAUCCUGCGGGACUUCCAUAUCAAAACCAUGGAUACCGCCGACCGAACGACGACGCCGCGCUCGACUUGGGGGAAGCAAACCUUUCACAUGAAAUGGGGAGGGUUUCAACUCUGA